Messenger RNA from Adineta steineri, 678 nucleotides. The record is from the annotation of a GenBank genome assembly. NCBI's taxonomy places the organism in Eukaryota, Metazoa, Rotifera, Eurotatoria, Adinetida, Adinetidae.
AUGGUUAUAGUUGAACUUAUCGGAGGUCUUUCAAUAGCAAUUGCUUUUGUAAGUGCUAUUACAUUGGCAAUUAUUCAUAUUAGAAAUAAACAAAAUGAUAUAACAUCUAUUCAUAAUGAUCAGUUACAACAAGAAAAUAAUCAAAUACUAUCAGUUUUAUCUUUACAAAAAUUCAAUCAAUCUAUUUCAAUAACUUCACCAUCAAGAACAGUUAUUAACGAAGAUCGAACUAUAAUUAAUGUUAUCGAUAAUGAUACAAUUUCUUCUACGCCAAUAAAAUAUGGUAUUCAAUGGAAAGUACCAAUAAAUGAAGAUAUUAAUUCAGAUCGAAUUAAAUCAUCAAUUAAUAUUGUAACAUGUGAACAUGUUGAUUCAUUAUCAUUUGGUGAUCAAUGUUCAAAUGUACGACAUGCAAUAGAAGAAUUGAAAACUAAUUCAAUCGGAGAAAAUUUUCGAAAUGAAAAAAAUAAUCAAAUUAAAUCUGAUUUAAUAAGUAUUGAUAGUCAAACAAUGGAAACUGAUCGAAAUCAAAAUGAACAAAAAAUAUCACAUCAUUCAUCAAUAUCAAAUCUUGAUGUGACGAUACCAUCGAAUAUUUCAUCGACAAUUGAUCUCGAACAAUUUCAAUGUUUUUCUAGUACAUCGAAUUUAAGCGAAUUUAUAAAAAAUCAUGAAUAA